AUGGACAACUGUGCAGCCUUCUUCUAUCACCAAACUCUUCUGAAGUGCAUUCUGAACUCAGAACAGGUGUCACAGUUGAAUCUCACGUCUGAGACUGGAUGGAUUGGAUUUAACCUUCCAGACAACAUCAGAAAAGGUGCAUCAACAAAUGCAACUACCUCGUCAACACCGUCGACUACCAUAGUAACAGACACCAAGACAGACGCCGUUGCACCAACUGCUGAAACUACUAUUUCGACCGCGAUCACAGCUGGCACUAAAACUACAACGACAAUUGCAGCUAUAACGCCGACAACUAUUACUUCAACUUUAAAGGUGACAAAUACUACCGCAACAACUGUUACUGCAACGACUACGACAACAGCUGUUCUUACUACAAUGACACCUGCAACUGAAACAGCUGAUAUUUUUACAGCUUCAUCGAAUACAACGACAGCUGCUACGACUACUUAUCCGACUACGACAGAGACAACUGCUACAUCAGUAACUACUUCAGUAACAUCCCCUUCUAAAACAGCUUCAACUGCAGAUGCCUUGACUACGGCGACGCACACGACAGCUACUAUGAUACCUGACAAUGUGACAACGGCCCAAUCGACCACGACUGUUGCACAGACUACGAAGACAGCUAAAACUGUUAUUUCUACCAGAGCGUCAUCGACCUCGAUAACUGCAACGACGACAUCCCCCACUUCGUCAGUGCCAUCCCGUACGACGACUGCUUCAACUGCGACAACAGCUACAACGACUAUGAAGACAGUUAUUCUUAAUACAGUGACACCUGCUACAGAAACAACUCAUCCUGCGACAUCUUCAUCGAAUUCAACGACAGCUGCUACGACGACUUACCCGACUAAAAACGAGACAACCGCUACACCAGUAACAUACCCUACUACAACAGCUUCAACUGCAAUGACAGAUGCCUCAACUAUGGUGACGGACACUACAACUACAGUGAUACCUGACAAUGCGACAAAGGCUCCACCGACCACGACUGCUGCACAGACUACGAAGACAGCUGAAACUGCAACAGUGACUCUUGCAACUGACAAUUCUGUUAUUUCUACGGCAGUGUCAUCGACCUCGACAACUGCUAAGACGACAACCCCCACUACAUCAAUGGCAUCCCGUACUACGACAGCAAAAGCCUCAAGCAGGGUGACGGACACUACAACUACAGUGCUACCUGACAAUGCGACAACGGCCCCACCGACCACGACUGCUGCACAGACUACGAAGACAGCUGAAACUGCAACAGUGACUCUUGCAACUGACAAUUCCGUUAUUUCUGUGACAGCUUCAUGGAAAUCGACGACAACUGCUACGACAAUCCCUACUCAUUCAGUGACAUUCCAUCCUCCGACAGCUUCAACUUCGACGACAGGUGUCACGACUACGAUGACUAACACUACAACUACAGUGAUACCUAUUAAUGUGACAACGACUCCACCGACAUCUGUAUCGACUAAAAUUACUGCUGCGCAGACAUCGACGACGGCUGAAACUGUAACAGUGACUCUUGCAAAUGAAACAACUGACGUGUCUACUUCACCUACAUCGACGACAGUUGUUGUUUCUACUCCCAAGACAGCUGUCACGACGACUAACCCAACUACUACACCAAUGACCCUUGCUACUACGAUGGGUUUACCUGCAAUGGCAUCUACCACGACUUCACGAAAAGUGAUGCCUUAUAAAGCAACAACUACAAGUUCCAGGACAACAAUGACACAUGUAGCUACUACUCCUGCGCUGAUCUCACUGUGGGUGGAGUCUGUUCUUAAGUUCUCCUCCCAAUUCCAGAAUGUGGAGUAA
This is a messenger RNA of Haliotis rubra (blacklip abalone), 1815 nucleotides long. RefSeq names its product mucin-5AC-like. The transcript is spliced from 2 exons. Bases 1 to 1815 code for a protein of 604 amino acids. NCBI's taxonomy places the organism in Eukaryota, Metazoa, Mollusca, Gastropoda, Lepetellida, Haliotidae. The record is from RefSeq and is a predicted model, not a curated record.